ACACCGCGAUAGGAAAAGACUUCGUACUCCCCGGCCCCCCAAACCCCCGCGCCUCGCCGGAGCAGCCCCGCCGCCGCGGCCGCCGCUCCUCCCUCCUCCCGGCCGGUCAAUGCCCUCGAUUCCAUCGCCCCGCGCCGCGUAUUCCUGAUUCUCCGUCUCCCCCAGGCCCCGGGCUCUUCUGACGAGGAGGUCGACGAGGAGGAGGAGGAGGAAGUGGCGGGGGUGGUUGCCGGCGGCGGAGAGAUGGGGCACGCGCCGGGGGUAGCUCGCGUGCGGCGGGCGCUGCUCGCCCCGUGCGUGACGUGCCCGCUCUGCGACGGGUACUUCCGCGAGGCCAGCGCCUUCACCGAGUGCGGCCACACCUUUUGCCGGGAAUGUAUUAUGAAGAAAAUAGAUGAGGAGGAGAUCGAAGCCUGCCCAGUGUGCGAUGUUGCUCUUGGGAUCACUCCUGAAGAGAAACUCCGGGCUGAUAUAAGUAUUCAGGCUAUCAGAAAUUAUUUGUUUCCACCUAAGGCAGAAGUAGAUGCUUUUGAGGCUCCAAGUAUUACAUUGCCAGCGAAGAGAAAAGAGAGGUCCAUUUCUUCCUUGGUUCAAACCCCAAAGAUGGCAACACAAACUACUCUGACAGGACGGAGAACCAAAGCUGCAAGAAGGACUAUCACAUCCCAGACGUUUUCUCUCAGUAAAUUGCCAAAUAAAUCUGAAGACCGCGAUCAGAUGGCUGAGAAGGCCUCGGCACUAAAAUCUACCAAGAUGACAACAUCUGCAAAUAAAAAACAGAACACUGUAGAUAUUUCUGAAGAUGGAAAGAAUCGCGGGACGAUUGACAAGGAAGAGCUUGAGAAGCCCUUACGGAGUUUAGUCGUGGCAAGCGCGAAGAAAUCGCAGAAUCCAAGUUCUUGUCCCAAGGAAAGUCACAAAAAUAAAACAACCACAGAGCAUACUCCGAGGGAAAGCCCAGAAGCAGACUCGCAUGAUGGAAUAACUACCCGAGUCUGGUUUUCAUUAGUCACUUCACCGAACCAGGUAGAAGCAAAACUGUUGCCUCAGCUAGAAAAGAAUUUCUACAGAAUCAAAGAUGGAACUAUGCGGGUAUCCUCCAUCCUGAGGCUGAUUAUGAAAAAACUUGAGCUAGCAAGUGACGAUAAGGUGGAGAUCUUAUGCCAUGACGAGUCGGUGUGCCCCUCGACGACGCUGCACGGCCUACUCGAGCGGUGGCUGAGCUGCAAGCCGAAGGACGAGGUCCUGAGGCCGGUGGGUGCUCCGGCGAAUGAGUUUGUGAUGGAGCUGCGCUACCGCCGGUGCCCGGGGUCCAGGCCCCUUUGCUGCACGAUGAAGAUAGCGUCCCUCCCCUGCCAUUGCAGCACCUAGCUCCUCCGUCUCCGUCAUCCGCUCAUGCUCGUCGUUCAAUGGUCAUCAGUCUGCCUACCUAGGAUAUAUUAUACAUAUAGUAUUCUCACUCUAUACCUGCAUAUCUUUCUCAAUUUUGUUGGACCGUGUAAAGAGAGAAGGGGCGAAAGAAAGAGUAGCAUAGCCGUAGAUUUGCUAGACAAAGAAUCCGAAAAGUUUAUGCAGGCUACAGUUUUGGUUUACAGUUAUGACAAGACCUCGCAGACAAAAUUCCUCA
Messenger RNA from Aegilops tauschii subsp. strangulata, 1627 nucleotides. Its product is annotated as E3 ubiquitin protein ligase DRIP2. Gene Ontology annotation, molecular function: ubiquitin-protein transferase activity. The record is from RefSeq and is a predicted model, not a curated record. Lineage: Eukaryota; Viridiplantae; Streptophyta; Magnoliopsida; Poales; Poaceae.